AGUCACGUAUGUGACACCUUAACCGUAGGCGUUGCUCUCUAACUCCUACAGCGGCGUAUUUUUCUCUUAAUUUUUUUUUUCUUUCUUCCAACGAUACGUCACUAUAUCGGGCGUGAAUUAAAUACGUGCGUAUUCUCUCGUGGCUCGAUUGACAGCUUAAAAGUCGAUCGAAGGAACGGAGUACACAAUGAUGAAUCACGCCUCGUUGCGUGUGAUAUCGAAUGAACAGAAAGAGAAUGGAGAGAGGGAGAAAAAAAGAUAUACACCAAACGUAAGAAGUAACAAGGAAGAAGAUGGCUGAUACGCAACUCCUACGUGUUACGACGCGUGUCACGCCUAUAGGAGGAGGAUUUUGUUGAUAGUAAACGUAAUGCACUCGGCUGACGCCACGCUCCGCAUCACGCGACGUCUCGACUACUUGUGAAGAACCAACUGAAGGUACUGGCUUUUAUCCCAUGACUCAUCGUUACUAUUAAUAUCGAUGUCGUCAGCGUUUUCUCAUUUCAUUGGAUACCAGUGUCGUCAUUCUUCUUGUCCCAUUGGUCGGUCGAUCCGCGCUACUAGGAAUUGGCCGACGCAUGCGCACAAAGCGAUUGAAUACUUUCGUCGGAGGGAGCGUUUGAACGUCGGCGUAGAAACUAAGCUAUAUUUCCGUUUGCUUUCAUUCUGGACUAUCGCAUUUAGUUGCAUAAUUUGGUGCUCCAUUAACGUUCGUUAGUUCGCCGUAACUUCUGAAAACAUUCCACUUUUAAAUAGCGGAUGAUCGUUUAUCGCGUAUAAAAUUAAUUUUACAAAAAUUUCAUACGACGAUUAUAUAAUCGAUAUUCUAACAAACGAUUGCAAACAUUUUCGAAAUCAACGAACAAUCAAACAAGUUAUUUUUAUGAUAACAGUGAUAGAAAUCUUUCCUCGAAAUUGGAUUAUAUAGAAAAUAUGAUAACGACGAACGUUGAGAUUCGAUCGGAAUAAUUUGUUCGUAGAUAAAAAUGACGGAAAUGUAGCCUAAAAUGUGUUUAUCGACGUUCAAACGGUCCCUCCGUCGUGAACGUCGAAGAUUGGUUUGGGCGCACGCGCGAGUCAAUUCCUAGUAGCGCGGCUUGCUCGACCAAUCAGGCGAUAGUCUUAACGCCAUCGUUAACCAAUGAGAGAAUUGUUUGGUGACGACGAUACUAUUUAUAGCGCGAUGAGUCAUAGGAUACAAGGUAGUCGCUUUAGUUGGGUUUUCACAAGUUGCCAUAGACAUAGCAUGGUACGGGGAUAACACUUUGUGUAGUGUCAGUUGCGCGCACACGCUUCGUAUCUUUUGGUUAGAUCGUACUAUAGCUCUGACACGUGCGUACGCGUAGGUGUUGCCCGUUUUUCUUUCGACGUGUUGAAAACGUCGUGCAUUUGCUUUUGCACCCUCGCACACGUUAAGAAUGACUCAUUAUUUUGUGCUACGUUCUUUCGAUCAGCUUUAGCUUGUCAACGGAGGGAAGGAAAAUAUAAGAAAGAAGGAAAAAGGGAGCGAGAGAGAGAGAGAGAGAGAGAGAGAGAAAGAAAAGAGAGGGGGGAGAGAGAGAGAUGCAUCCACAAUCCACGCCCCACAGUGACGUAUGAAAGAGUGGGGAUAAAGCGAGUACCGAAGAAAACAUCGAAGAUAACGCGCGUAUGCGGAAUUGGAAUGAAUAUUACAUUUGAUAUUUAUAAUAAGCAAGUAUAUAAGAUAUUAUAUACGCAUGAUACAACAUGCGUAGUCGGAUUAAAAGGGAAUUUGUCUUUGGAUACCAUUGUAAUGUUAUGUAACUUAAGCCCUUGCGUCAGAAUAUAGGGAAUCGUAAUAUUCAGAAAAAUUUUAACGCUCUAGACGGAUCUUACGAGGAUUAUUUUUCUCUUGAACCGGAUCUAGACUCUCUUCCUUACGGCGUAAAAACAUCGAACGAAAGACGCGCUUUGAAUUCGUGAUUCACCGAAGUGUCGAGCAAGCGUGUAGGAAAAGUGAGAGUAAGAGAGAGAGACAGAGGGAGACAGAGAGAGAGAAAGAGAGAGAGAGAGAGAGAGAGAGAAAACAGAUACUGCACAGAAAAGAGAAGAGAGGGAAGACAACGAGAGAUAGAGCACGCGUAUAUGCUUGAAAGAGUGAGAGAAUAAGAAAAGACGACCUUCGGAGUUGCCAUCAAAGAAAGACCAUUCUUCACGUUAUCGAUGGUACGAAAUUUAACAAUGGAUCAGGUAUUUAAUGAGGACACAACAGGCUCUUACGGAGUUAUAAAUCGUGAAAAUAACAUGGGUUUACGUAAACGUAAUCUCACGUUGGAUUUAAACAAUUGUCAAAGACAAGAGUUACAAGUUAAAAAACCAAGAUUGGGCCCGUUACCGACUACUUUUAAUAUUGCUCCGAUUUUAAGUUCCCCAGACUUGAAUAUGCUCAAAUUGGGAUCGCCGGAAUUGGAGAAGUUGAUAAUCGAACAACAGGAUGGCAAUGGUGCCGACACCGAGGGCGUCGUCACAUCCUUGCCGACGCCAACGGCGCAAAUACUUUUUCCAAAAACGGUUACGGAAGCUCAAGAACUUUAUGCUCGUGGUUUUGUAGAUGCCCUAAACGAGCUACAUCACUCGGAUAGCUCCCAAGAACCUGGUAGCUUACACGGAGCUACUUACACAACUUUGGAGCCACCCGGUAGCGUGCAAAGCAUCGGAACGGAGUCCUCGGUGAGUCAGGGUCUCAUGCAAAUAAAGGACGAACCCCAAACGGUACCUAGCGUUUCUAGCUCGCCGCCUAUGUCACCGAUAGACAUGGAAAAUCAAGAAAGGAUUAAACUCGAAAGGAAGAGGCAACGAAAUCGCGUUGCCGCUUCCAAGUGUCGCAGGCGCAAACUCGAACGUAUUUCCAGGCUGGAGGACAAGGUCAAAGUUCUCAAGGGCGAGAACAACGAAUUGAGCGCGGUCGUACACAAACUGCGGGAGCACGUUUGCCGGCUUAAGGAACAGGUGAUGGAUCACGUACAAUCCGGUUGUCAAAUUAUGACAGUUUCGGAACAAUUUUAAGAAAGGGACGUGUUUAUAUAGAAAUCGAUGCAAUAUAUAUAUAUAUAUACACACAUAUAUAUAUAUUUAUUUAUAUGUAUAUAUAUAUAUAUAUGGGAGAAGUAAGAAAAAUUGCGUGCUUAUAUAUAAUUAUUUUCACAGCUGAAAAUUAAUCAUGCGUUGCGAUCAUUUUUUUUAAAGAAACAAAGAAAAGAGAGAGUCGCGUUCGGGAGCUUUCCCCCUUUGAUCUUUAUUAAUAUUGCAUUUAUAAUAUUGCAUAUAUAUAUUUAUAUAUAAUGAAUGUAAAUUUUUAUAUGCUAAAAUACGAUGUGCUUAAUAAGAAGCAACGAGACUUCCGAUACCUCAUAAAGAUUUAUAUUUUUGCGACUUAAGAGACUUUUACAAUUGUAGUCCAGAGAAAGUGAGAAGAAAGGAAUUCGAGGUCUUUUGUCUUGCUAAUGCGUGCCAUUAUAUACAGUGUGCCUUCUAUGCAUAUUAUUAUUGCAUAGUAAAGGGAUGAGAUUUCAAGACUGUUGUUGUUCAUUCGUGCUUUUUUAAUAUAUUGUGGAAUAUAUUACAUGUGUAAUAAUAUUAUUAUUAUAGAUAACGAUAUUUUAAAGCUUGAAAAUCAUCGACGAUGUAACACUUCUAAUCAAAUAAUGAAUAUAUUGAUUAUACAUCAAUUAAAUUUAGCCAAGAAAAGCAAGAAAAGGAGGGAAGGAAAAAAGGAAAGGAAAAAAAAAAAAGAGGAAGAAAAAAA
Molecule: messenger RNA, 3766 nt
Organism: Vespa mandarinia (Asian giant hornet)
Lineage: Eukaryota; Metazoa; Arthropoda; Insecta; Hymenoptera; Vespidae
Product: transcription factor Jun-like
Biological process (GO): regulation of transcription by RNA polymerase II; regulation of cell population proliferation; regulation of cell cycle
Cellular component (GO): transcription regulator complex
Molecular function (GO): RNA polymerase II cis-regulatory region sequence-specific DNA binding; transcription factor binding; DNA-binding transcription factor activity, RNA polymerase II-specific
Source: RefSeq, a predicted model, not a curated record